AUGCCACGUAUUCAAGAUGCGCCUGUGAAUGCUGCGCUGAAUGCCGCACUUGCGCUAGGAUGCACUAUUGCGCCGUACUCCACGUUUGACCGCAAGCACUACUUUUACGCCGAUUUGGCGCAAGGCUACCAAAUCACGCAGCAACGAGCUCCAUUUGCACGUGCAGGACAAGUAUCGAUACGAUUUGAGGAUGGAUACCUAAAAUCCGAGGACGAAGCACUGGAUGUGCCCAUUCUCCACGUCCAGCUCGAGCAGGAUACGGCGAAAUUGACACGAGUUGCCCUUGAUACCGUUGGAGGCAAUACUCACCAUGCAAACUUGCUUGACUUUAAUCGCGCUGGCGUUGCACUGAUCGAAAUCGUCAGCGCGCCCGUUAUGCAUACCCCCGAGCAGGCCGGCGCCUAUGUCCGCAAAGUGCGCGAUUUACUGCGCUGUGUCGGUGCAUCGGACGGCAACAUGAAUGAAGGCUCGCUCCGGUGCGAUGCGAAUGUAUCGAUACACAAGAUUGGUACACCUUUUGGCGUGCGGUGCGAGAUCAAGAAUGUGAACAGUGUCAAGUUUAUGAUGCAAGCAAUUGCGUACGAGAUUCAGCGACAGUAUAAAGAAAUUGCGAGCGGUAAGGUAGUGCACCAGGAGUCACGCGGAUUUGAUGAGGCGAGCGGAAAGACGUACUCCAUGCGCUCAAAAGAGCUGGCGGAAGAGUACCGCUACAUGCCAGAGCUGAACCUUGGACCCUUGUAUGUGGACGAGAAGCGUGUCGCUGUACUGCGUGCAGCGCUACCAGAACUGCCCGAUGCUCGACAUGCACGGCUCCGGGACCAGUAUGGGCUCUCUAUCCGCGACGUGAAUGUUCUCACGCGCGUGAAUGCGGAAGACGACGGAGUGGAUGCGCCUGCGUCUAUGCGCAUGCGCAAUGCCGCCUACACGUACCACGAUCAUGCGGUGGAAUUUUUCGAAGUGCUUGUACAGCGUGGUAUUGCCCCGCAAGCGGCAGUAAACUGGACGAUCCACCACCUGUUGCGUCAGCUGAAUGCGGCCUCAAUUCCAUUCAAAUACAGCCCGAUCCCCCCCUCGCUGCUCGCAGACGUGAUUGAAUUGGUCGAACAGGAGUCUAUUACAGCUGAAACGGCUCAGAAACUUUUGGGAGACAUGGUAAAGACGCAAACAAUCCCUGUGGAUCUGCGGGAAUUUGUCGCGAGGCACAAUAUGGCCAAAUUGAGUGAGGAGGAACUGCAUACACUAUGUGCAAACGUCAUUGCCGACCAUCCGAAGGACGUUGAGGCCAUACGGAACGGUAAGUCCAAGGCAAUGAUGAAACUUGUUGGCGCUGCGAUGCGCAGCUCCAACGGCCGUGCCGACGCCCAGGCGGCAGCCCAACGACUGCAGGCAUUGAUAGAGUUGUAG
Messenger RNA from Malassezia vespertilionis, 1404 nucleotides. RefSeq lists its product as uncharacterized. Gene Ontology annotation, biological process: glutaminyl-tRNAGln biosynthesis via transamidation; mitochondrial translation. Gene Ontology annotation, molecular function: glutaminyl-tRNA synthase (glutamine-hydrolyzing) activity. The record is from RefSeq and is a predicted model, not a curated record. The transcript has 2 exons. NCBI's taxonomy places the organism in Eukaryota, Fungi, Basidiomycota, Malasseziomycetes, Malasseziales, Malasseziaceae. Bases 1 to 1404 code for a protein of 467 amino acids.